UAGCAGAUACGCUUUGGUCGUCGAAAUAGAUCAAAGUUGACAAACCGAGGCAUUAAACACGAAGAGAAAAAUAGCGUAUUCCUUCUGCCGGCAAAAAUGUCGGCCACAAAGUUCAGUGUGAUGGUGAGCCUCUUCAACUGGAUGCAGAAGAGCAAGUCCUCCUCCCUCAAGCGCUCCAAAUUCCGCAAGUUUCUCGACACCUUCUGCCGCCCCAAAAACGGCGCCGACUACUUCGCCGCCAUCCGCCUCAUCCUCCCCGCUCUCGACCGCGAGCGCGCCUCCUAUGGCCUCCGCGAGCACGUCCUCGCCACCUGCCUCAUCGACGCCCUCGGCAUCUCUCGCGACUCUCCCGACUCCCAGCGCCUCCUCAACUGGCGCAAGGGCGGCGCCAAGUCCGGUGCCUUCGCUGGAAACUUCGCUCUCGUCGCCGCCGAGGUGCUUCAGCGGAGGCAGGGAAUGUCUUCAGGGGACCUUACUAUACUAGAGUUAAAUGAACUACUUGAUCGUUUAUCCACUUCUGAGAAUAGAUCAGAAAAGAUUUCUGUUCUUUCUGAACUGAUAAGGAAAACAAAUGUUCAAGAAAUGAAGUGGAUAAUCAUGAUAAUUCUCAAAGAUCUUAAGCUGGGAAUAAGUGAAAAGAGCAUAUUUCAUGAAUUUCACCCUGAUGCUGAGGACUUAUUCAAUGUCACCUGUGAUCUAAAACUCGUUUGUGAAAAGUUACAAGAUCGCAGUCAGCGGCAUAAGCGACAGGACAUUGAAGUUGGCAAACCUGUCCGACCUCAACUAGCUUUGAGAGUGAGCAAUGCUGCUGCUGCCUGGAAAAAGCUUCAUGGAAAGGAAGUAGUCGUUGAGUGCAAAUUUGAUGGUGAUCGCAUCCAAAUCCACAAAAAUGGAGCUGACAUAAAAUUUUUCUCAAGGAAUUUUCUUGAUCAUCCAGAAUAUGGAUAUGGCAUGUCAGACAUUAUAAGAGAGAAUAUUCUGGUGGACAGAUGUAUUCUUGAUGGUGAAAUGCUGGUCUGGGACAAAUCUGCAAAUCGUUUUGCAGAGUUUGGUUCAAAUCAAGAAAUAGCCAAGGCUGCCAAGGAUGGGCUCGAUAGCGAUCGACAGUUGUGCUAUAUUGCGUUUGACAUCCUUUAUGCUGGAGAUACCAGUGUUAUUCACCAGAGCUUGAAGGAGAGGCAUCAACUUCUUCAGCAAUUUGUCAAACCUAUAGUAGGUCGUUUGGAAAUUUUGGUUCCUAAUGGCGGCCUUAAUACACAUCGUCCUGCUGGGGAACCAUGUUGGUCUCUAAUUGUUCAUGAUGUUGAUGGCAUUGAAAGGUUUUUCAAAGAAACCAUUGAUAACAGAGAUGAAGGAAUCGUCCUGAAAGAUCUCAGCUCUAAAUGGGAACCUAGUGAUCGUAGUGCAAAGUGGAUGAAGUUGAAGCCUGAUUACAUCCGAGCAGGCUCCGAUUUAGACGUUCUUAUAAUAGGAGGUUACUACGGUUCUGGACGUCACGGAGGCGAGGUAGCACAAUUUCUUGUGGGCCUUGCAGAGCGUCCAAGCCCAAAUGCAUAUCCAAAACGAUUUCUUUCAUUUUGCAGAGUGGGUACAGGACUUUCUGACGAAGAGCUCAAUGCUGUUGUCACCAAAUUGAAGCCCUAUUUCAGGAAGUAUGAAUAUCCAAAGAAACUGCCUCCAAACUUUUAUCAAGUUACAAAUAAUUCAAAGGAGAGGCCAGAUGUUUGGGUUGAGAGCCCAGAAAAAUCAAUUAUAGUUUCCAUAACCAGUGAUAUUCGAACAAUCAGGUCAGAGGUAUUUACUGCUCCAUAUAGCUUGAGAUUUCCGCGGAUUGAUCGUGUGAGAUAUGACAAGCCUUGGCAUGAGUGCCUUGAUGUCCAGUCUUUUGUUGAAUUAGUCCAUUCAAGCAAUGGUACUAUGCAAAGGGCAAUGGACGACACAGUUAUUCCGGAAAAUAACCCAAGACGUAAAAAGUUAUCUAGAGGAACAAAGAUGAAUGUCUCUGUUGUUCCUUCCCACUUCAUUCAAACUGAUGUUUCUGGGGUUAAGGGUGAAACAUCGAUAUUUUCAAACAUGAUAUUCUACUUUGUUAACGUGCCUAUAUUGCAUUCUCUUGAUUCCUUGCACAAAUUGGUGGUUGAGAAUGGCGGCACUUUUUCAAUGAAUUUGAACAGUUCGGUUACUCACUGUAUAGCAUCUGAAAGUAAAGGAAUCAAAUUUCAAGCUGCAAAGCGCCAGGGAGAUGUUAUUCAUUACUCUUGGCUCCUUGAAUGUUGUUCGCAGAAGCAGUCCCUCCCUUUACACCCAAAGUAUUUUCUUUUUCUAUCCGAGGAAACAAAGAAAAAGCUGGAAGAAGAAGUUGAUGAGUUCUCCGAUUCCUACUUUUUGGAUUUGAAUGUGACAGAACUGCAACAGAUAUUAAACAACAUCAAUAAGAUUGAAGAUUCCAAAGCAAUAGAGUACUGCAAGAAAUUCUGUCCCAGGGAGGAGUGGGUACGCUUUCAUGGUUGUCGUGUUUACUUCCAUCUACCCAGGCAAUCUUUAAAAUAUAGAAACUGGGAAGUUCCAUUUGAACUAGCUAUUAGAAGGAUGAAGGUUGGAAUCUGCAGUGGAGGUGGCAGUAUUGCAGACACACUUUCUCAUGCUACUCAUUUGGUGAUUGUCUGUAGUCCAGAACUUGGUUUCGACUUUGAUACACUUUUGAAUAGUUUUUCAGAAGCACAGAGGCUUCUUUUGCACCGUAGAAAUUUGCAAAUUGUAAAGUCCCAGUGGUUAGAUGAUUGUUUUGAGAGAAACCAGAAGUUGCCUGAGGACAUAUAUAAUUUGAAGCCCUUGCAGUUCCAACAAGUAUCAAGUGGGGAGAGUGAUGAACACAAACUUGCUGGAGAAGAAAAUGAUAGCUUGUCGAGGGAUGCUUCGUCUUCUUUUGGAGGGGUGAGAGAAGAGUAUGCUGCACCACACGAGCCAAGAGUAGUCAGCCUGCCGGAUAGGGUCACGAAAAGGAGAAGAGGCAGACCCACUGGGACGAGUACUGGAAAAUGCAAACCACUGGCCAAUCUGCCCCGGAAAACAAGACCACGGGCUGGAAAAAAGCCUGCUAAGAUCAGUGAAUAUGAAUCCGAUAAUGAUGCUUCUUCUGGUGACAAGGCACACUUUGAAGUCAGCAGCGCAGAUUGUGGGAGUUCCGCAAAGGUAGACAAUAGAAAGAGAGCAGCUGUAAAUCAACCUAGAAGAGCAAGGGCAGCCCGGCUUAGAAAAAAGCCCGUCGAGAUCAACGACGACGAAUCAGAAGAAGGCGCAGCAGCAGUAGAGGAGAAAACCUCGGAUGGAAAUUUCAACCCUAAUCCAACAACAAAUGAGAGGCUCCGCGACACUUCAAGCCAACAGCCGGUUCCCGAUUUGCAUCAGACCGAGGCAGUGAAAGGUUCUAUACCAGAUACUGGCAAAGCAGUCGAACAAGAGAUUGCAGAACCGAGCGAGUACAUUGCAAGAUUUGACAAGUCUGGAGUCGGGCAGAGCAGCAGCAAGAACCCAAGUGAAGAAUAUGUUGAUCCGGUUCAGUCGAUGCUACUAAGCAUGUUACCGGGACUUGCAACGAACAAGGUGGAGAGUGUGGGACCGGUUCGUGAAGAGGCUGGAACAAGAGCUCCUGAUCAUGUCAAUGAAGAAUAUAAAGUGGGAAUGGAUGCAGAAAAUAAAGCAGUUAAGAAACGGAAAGUAAGCUACAAGGAUAUGGCAAGUGAACUUCUCAAGGAUUGGUGAAGUUAACUCAGCUUGUAUAUAUGCUAGAAACACUGAUGGUGGCUAUGAACUUUUCAUUUUGGUUCCA
Molecule: messenger RNA, 3829 nt
Organism: Salvia hispanica
Lineage: Eukaryota; Viridiplantae; Streptophyta; Magnoliopsida; Lamiales; Lamiaceae
Gene: ATLIG4
Product: DNA ligase IV
Biological process (GO): DNA biosynthetic process; DNA recombination; double-strand break repair via nonhomologous end joining
Cellular component (GO): DNA ligase IV complex
Molecular function (GO): DNA binding; DNA ligase (ATP) activity; ATP binding
Source: RefSeq, a predicted model, not a curated record